Messenger RNA from Loa loa (African eye worm), 1022 nucleotides. Its product is annotated as prohibitin complex protein 1. Gene Ontology annotation, biological process: mitochondrion organization. Bases 19 to 849 code for a protein of 276 amino acids. The record is from RefSeq and is a predicted model, not a curated record. Lineage: Eukaryota; Metazoa; Nematoda; Chromadorea; Rhabditida; Onchocercidae. The transcript is spliced from 6 exons. Gene Ontology annotation, cellular component: mitochondrion; membrane.
AAGGAAAAAAAAAGAAAAAUGGCAGCAGUGGGAGAGAAAUUGAUGAAGCGUUUAAUCCAACUUGGAGCUACGGUGGCUAUUGGUGCCGGAGUGGUAUCGAAGGCGUUGUAUAAUGUCGAUGGUGGACAACGAGCUGUAAUCUUCGAUCGCUUUACUGGAGUAAAACCUAACGUUCUCGGUGAAGGGACACAUAUGCUGAUUCCAGGAAUCCAAAAACCAAUUAUUUUUGAUAUUCGUUCAACCCCACGAGUUGUCUCCACGAUUACAGGAAGUAAAGAUCUGCAAAAUGUGCAAAUAACAUUGAGGAUUUUGCAUCGACCCGAACCGAGCAAGUUACCAAAUAUAUAUUUGAACAUUGGACGUGACUAUGCAGAGAGAGUACUACCUUCAAUUACAAAUGAAGUUUUAAAAGCUGUCGUUGCUCAGUUCGAUGCACAUGAAAUGAUCACACAACGAGAAAGUGUCAGUCAUAGAGUUUCGCUUGAAUUAUCGGAAAGAGCCAAACAGUUCGGCAUUUUAUUAGAUGACAUUGCCAUUACGCAUUUAUCUUUUGGACGGGAAUUUACAGAGGCUGUAGAGAUGAAACAGGUGGCACAGCAAGAAGCUGAAAAAGCUCGUUAUCUCGUCGAAACAGCAGAACAGAUGAAAAUUGCAGCUGUAACAACUGCAGAAGGUGAUGCACAGGCUGCCAAACUUCUAGCUCAGGCAUUCAAAGAAGCUGGUGAUGGCUUAAUCGAACUACGGAAAAUUGAAGCUGCGGAAGAAAUAGCCGAAAGGAUGGCGAAGUCCCGAAAUGUUGUGUAUUUGCCGAAUAACCAGAAUGUACUCAUGAAUAUACCAGCAAUAUAGCAAAAUUAAAUUUUCUUUGUUUAAGUGGUAUUUCGUAACUAGUAUAUCAUGCAGAUUAUUCAACUUUUUAUUCCUUCUGGUAUUAGUACUAUUAGUGCUACGGUUCUUGUACUUGAUUUUAUUUUGUUACUGUUGUUAUGAAUUUGUUAUGUUCCUACUUUCUUAUUUUGCAU